Papaver somniferum (opium poppy) is the source of this 1227-nucleotide messenger RNA. Its product is annotated as F-box/kelch-repeat protein At1g23390-like. The record is from RefSeq and is a predicted model, not a curated record. The transcript has a single exon. Gene Ontology annotation, cellular component: nucleus; cytosol. The coding region runs from base 1 to 1227 and encodes 408 amino acids. Gene Ontology annotation, biological process: proteasome-mediated ubiquitin-dependent protein catabolic process. Lineage: Eukaryota; Viridiplantae; Streptophyta; Magnoliopsida; Ranunculales; Papaveraceae. Gene Ontology annotation, molecular function: protein binding.
AUGGCUCGAGAAAUCACAAGUAGUGAAAACCAAAGACAGGAAAAUGUACUCGAGGAAAUUCAACAAUUGGUAGAGGAAGAAACUCCUCUUCGUGGAGAUCUUUUGGUGGAAAUAAUUUCUCGCUUACCGACAAUCAAUCUGGUACCAUCAUCCUACGUAUCAAGAUCAUGGGAACAUGCAGUUAUUUCUUGUCUGCGUAAUCCUUCACGCGCUAAACCAUGGCUCAUAAUCCACAUGCAAAACCGAAGGAAUCUGUCUUUAGUCAUCAGUCGUGCAUAUGAUCCUGAUUCGAAUGUUUGGAUUGAAUUUACAGGGCCACAAUCAACGACCACUUAUACAUCUUCACUCCAGUCCUCAAAUUCUAAUAUGCUUUACAUGUUAAAACCUUCCAAGCUUAGUUUCUCGACAGAUCCACUUCAUAUAAUAUGGCAUGAAGUUGUCCCGCCACGAGUUUGGAGGACCGAUCCUACAGUUGCAAUUGUUGGAUCAUAUCUUGUUGUUGCUGGUGGCGCUUAUGAUUUUGAGGAGGAUCCCCUAGCAGUUGAGCUUUAUGAUAUGGCAUCCCCAGGUAAUUGGUCUAGGUGUCAACCGUUACCUGUUGUAUUGAGGAAUGCUGCUGCUGCAUCUUGGCUAUCCGUUGCUGUGUUAGGCCAUAAAAUGUACUUACUUGACAAACACUCUGGCACAUUAUGCUCGUUUGACGCAAAUAAAAAGAUAUGGAGUGAGAUUUGUAGCACGCUUAGUCUGCAUCCAAACCCUUCCAUUUAUUUCUCGGUGUUCGGCUUUGCUGGUGAACGUUUGAUACUAGUUGGGCUAAUGGGUGAUUCUGAGGAUCCUAAAAGCCUAGGAAUUUGGGAAGUGGACAUUAAUGGCUUUGAUUGUGAAGAGAUAGGAAAGAUGCCCCAGGAAAUCUUCGAAAGGCUUAAGAGUGUGAAUCCAAUGUUAUCGUCAAUUGAUGUUUCUUUGGCAGAGAAUUUCAUUUACAUGUAUCAUUCAUCGAGUCCGGGAAACAUAUUCUUUCUUGAUUUGAAUGUAGGCGCAUGUGAAUGGGGUAGUGUGCGGAGUUCUUUCUUAGAUGAUCGAGUUCUUAUGGAUAUGUUUGUUUUUACUUGCUCAAAAGUAGGCCUCAAUGAUCUCCGAAAGGCUUUCACGUUAGCAAGUGGGAAUUUCAGUGUACAAUUGGCUGAGAAAAUUGUACUCGACUUUGAGGAACUAAGCAUCACAUAA